AUGUCCGACAUAGAGACUGAUGAGAGGGUGACUUUGCUACUCGUGGGUGACGUCGAAUGUGGAAAAUCAACCUUCUUAUCACGUCUCAAGAGUGGCAGGCGGCCUACGCCAUCACAAACCGGAGCCGCAACAUAUAGUCUCCCGGAGACUUUACGCGAUAGUGACCAGCCCUUUAUCUAUGAUAUUCGCUUUGCAAAGAAGAAAUUUGUUUUAGAGCUCUAUGACACUGCGAGUCCUAACCAGCACUGGACAUCCCUUCAGCCAGACGUGGUUGUUAUAGCAUUUGAUGUCUCCAACCGCAAUACACUAGAUGGACUUAAAGAGGCAUAUCGAAUUGCCCAGGAGCUCCGCUGCGAUAGAUAUGCAGAGUGUUCAGCUGUGACGGGCGAGCUCCUCGCAGAAACGUUUGAAGAUCUGGCGCGGAUGGCCGGGAUGGCGACCACAACGAAAGGUGCGCAGACUGCUGGGGGCUGUAACAUUCUUUAA
Messenger RNA from Penicillium manginii, 486 nucleotides. RefSeq lists its product as uncharacterized. Bases 1 to 486 code for a protein of 161 amino acids. The transcript is spliced from 3 exons. Lineage: Eukaryota; Fungi; Ascomycota; Eurotiomycetes; Eurotiales; Aspergillaceae. Gene Ontology annotation, molecular function: GTPase activity; GTP binding. The record is from RefSeq and is a predicted model, not a curated record.